UUGUCAUUUAUAUCCAUAUUAGGAAAAUUACAAUAACUUCGUGAACCUCUCCAAUGGCACAGUCCAAAUUCAUUAAGCAAAAUUAAAAUCUAUAAAAGUCUUACCUAUCCCUCUCUCUUUUUUUCAUAAUCACUACCAACUUAUUUCAUCCCUCUCUGCGGGAGAUAAGCAGGAGCUGGAGAAAGACAUAAAACCAUUUUAAGACAUGGGUUUCACUGCAACUCAAAUGUCUCUUGCUGUGAUUUUCUUAGGCUCGUUAUCCUUUAUUCUUGGAAUUGUGGCUGAAAACAGAAAGCCUCAAUUGGGAACCCCAAUACAUAAAAAAAAUUCAGUGAUAUGCACCUAUCCUUCUGAUCCCUCAGUAACUUUGGGGUACCUGUCCUUCAUAUUUCUUGUUGCAUCAACUGUAGCUGGUUAUUGCUCAGUGUUUUAUCCUUACAAAGGAAAAUCUGUUCCACAGUCAAUCUUCUUUAGGAACAAAACAUUUAUUGUCUUUUUCAACAUUGCUUUGUUAACGGCAGGGUUAGGUGCAGCCCUUACAUUGUGGCCCACAAUUGAAGAGCAAAAUUAUCAUAAACACAAGGCAUAUCCCAAAACUACUGAAGUGUGCCCUACAUCUAAGAUGGGUGUUCUUGGUGGUGGAGCUUUUCUUUCCCUUGAUUCAUGCCUCUUGUGGUUGGUUGCCCUAAUGAUUGCAAUCAAUGUUAGAGAAGAUUUCUUUGAAAAUGGAGAAAGUGAAAGCCACUUGGCUAGAGCUGCAAUUGGUACAAGUAUUUGAUUGUGAUGUUCUUUAUCUUUCUAGCUUUGUUUGAGGGUUUAAUUUUAUUAUGUCAAGAUCUAUUUGUCCACAAGAAGAUGAACUCAAUUGAGAUGAUUCAUUUAGUACAUUUCUUUGUUUGCUUUAGAUGGUUGGUUGGUGAGCUUUGUAUAGUUGAUUGGGAUUGUGAAAUUUGAUUGGAUUGUUAUUAUAUUGCUU
This is a messenger RNA of Humulus lupulus (European hop), 976 nucleotides long. RefSeq lists its product as uncharacterized. The transcript has 4 exons. Lineage: Eukaryota; Viridiplantae; Streptophyta; Magnoliopsida; Rosales; Cannabaceae. The record is from RefSeq and is a predicted model, not a curated record. The coding region runs from base 206 to 778 and encodes 190 amino acids.